Molecule: messenger RNA, 2259 nt
Organism: Salarias fasciatus (jewelled blenny)
Lineage: Eukaryota; Metazoa; Chordata; Actinopteri; Blenniiformes; Blenniidae
Product: proline-rich extensin-like protein EPR1
Exons: 1
Coding region: 1-2259 (752 amino acids)
Source: RefSeq, a predicted model, not a curated record
AUGUGGGACUUCGCUGUUGGCCCCAGCAGGAAGCCCCCCAAGUACCCGGGUCAGACCCUGCCAGAGGCGCCCAAGUACCCGGGUCAGACCCUGCCUGAGCCUCCCAAGUACCUGCUUCAGACCCUUCCUGAGCCUACCAAGUACCCCGGUCAGAUCCCCAACCACCACAAGCAACAGUACCAGCCACCCAAGUACCCGGAUCAGACCCUUCCUGAGCCUCCCAAAUACCUGCCUCCCAAGUACCCGGAUCAGACCCUGCCUGAGCCUCCCAAGUACUUGCCUCCCAAGUACCCGGAUCAGACCCUGCCUGAGCCUCCCAAGUACCUGCCUCCCAAGUACCCGGAUCAGACCCUGCCUGAGCCUCCCAAGUACCUGCCUCCCAAGUACCCGGAUCAGACCCUGCCUGAGCCUCCCAAGUACCUGCCUCCCAAGUACCCGGAUCAGACCCUGCCUGAGCCUCCCAAGUACUUGCCUCCCAAGUACCCGGAUCAGACCCUGCCUGAGCCUCCCAAGUACCUGCCUCCCAAGUACCCGGAUCAGACCCUGCCUGAGCCUCCCAAGUACCUGCCUCCCAAGUACCCGGAUCAGACCCUGCCUGAGCCUCCCAAGUUCCUGCCUCCCAAGUACCCGGAUCAGACCCUGCCUGAGCCUCCCAAGUACCUGCCUCCCAAGUACCCGGAUCAGACCCUGCCUGAGCCCCCCAAGUACCUGCCUCCUAAGUACCCGGAUCAGACCCUGCCUGAGCCCCCCAAGUACCUGCCCCCCAAGUACCCGGGUCAGACCCUGCCUGAGCCCCCCAAGUACCUGCCCCCCAAGUACCCGGGUCAGACCCUGCCUGAGCCCCCCAAGUACCUGCCCCCCAAGUACCCGGGUCAGACCCUGCCUGAGCCCCCCAAGUACCUGCCCCCCAAGUACCCGGGUCAGACCUUGCCUGAGCCCCCCAAGUACCUGCCCCCCAAGUACCCGGGUCAGACCCUGCCUGAGCCCCCCAAGUACCUGCCCCCCAAGUACCCGGGUCAGACCCUGCCUGAGCCCCCCAAGUACCUGCCCCCCAAGUACCCGGGUCAGACCCUGCCUGAGCCCCCCAAGUACCUGCCCCCCAAGUACCCGGGUCAGACCCUGCCUGAGCCCCCCAAGUACCUGCCCCCCAAGUACCCGGGUCAGACCCUGCCUGAGCCCCCCAAGUACCUGCCCCCCAAGUACCCGGGUCAGACCCUGCCUGAGCCCCCCAAGUACCUGCCCCCCAAGUACCCGGGUCAGACCCUGCCUGAGCCCCCCAAGUCCCUGCCCCCCAAGUACCCGGGUCAGACCCUGCCUGAGCCCCCCAAGUACCUGCCCCCCAAGUACCCGGGUCAGACCCUGCCUGAGCCGCCCAAGUACCUGCCCCCCAAGUACCCGGGUCAGACCCUGCCUGAGCCGCCCAAGUACCUGCCCCCCAAGUACCCGGGUCAGACCCUGCCUGAGCCGCCCAAGUACCCGCCCCCCAAGUACACAGGUCAUACUGUACCUGAGCCCCCCAGGUACCCGGGUCAGACUCUGCCUGAGCCCCCCAAGUACCCGCCCCCCAAGUACACAGGUCAUACUGUACCUGAGCCCCCCAGGUACCCGGGUCAGACUCUGCCUGAGCCCCCCAAGUACCCGCCCCCCAAGUACACAGGUCAUACUGUACCUGAGCCCCCCAGGUACCCGGGUCAGACUCUGCCUGAGCCCCCCAAGUACCCGCCCCCUAAGUACCCAGGCCAUACUGUGCCUGAGCCCCCCAGGUACCUGGGUCAGACCCUGCCUGAGCCGCCCAAGUACUGGCCCCCCAAGUACCCGGGUCAGACCCUGCCUGAGCCUCCCAAGUACCUGGAUCAGACCCUUCCCGAGCCUCGCAAGUACCUGGGUAAGACCUUUGACCUCCAGCAGCAGUAUUGGGCCCCCAAGUUCCCCAGUCAGACCCCCACCUGGCAAAAGUACCCGGGUCAGACCCAGCAGCAGUGGCCCGGCUCGGUCCAGCCUGGAGCUGACUUGUGGGACUUUCCUGUUGGUUCAGAUGUCAAACCAGCUCCUGAAGAUCAAAACCAGCAGCGUCUUCCUCCCUCUUACCUGGUUCAGUACCAGACCUCCUCCACAGCUCUAGACCUGAAGCCACCCUCCGAACCCGACGUGAACCGGGUCAAGACGCGCCCUGGUUCUGCAGGACCGUAUCCUCUCCUGUUCUGGCGGCCAGGCCAGGUCCGUCAGCGCCACCAGAACCCGUUCUUCAUCGUCUACUGA